CCGUGCAGCUGCCACCGGAACGCUUGCACCUGCUUUGAAGUUCUCAGCUGAGAAAGCCUCUCCCAUCCUCCCGUCACUUUCCCCAUCAUCACAUCAAGCCCAUUGCUUUCCGAAAAAUUGGCAGUCACAAGCUCAUGCUUCCGACUUCCAUCCUCUGCCUAUCUGCAUUCGCCCUCUCCCUUGUACUGGAGCCCUUUCCUGGCUCGACGACGCACGCCUUUCUCGUCCCUCGCCCCUUCAUCAGCCCUACCAAUGGCAUAAGACCCACCAGGCUACCAAUUACUGCGCCAAGGGAGACGAAGCAGGACAAAAGGGGGCCAUGGGGUCCGCGGCUUUUCGUCCGACGAAAGUCAGAGAGGGAGGAGCGGGACGAGGAGGAGGAAUACGGCGACGAGGAGGAGGAGUACCAGGACGAGGUGGCUCGAAUCGUGGGCGUCGGGCGCGAGGGCCGGCCUGUGCGAAGGAACAAGAACGUCUUUUUGGAAUGGCUCAGAGAUGUCUACCAGCGCAUCUUUUGGUUCGGUUUGGAAGGGCUUGACGACGACGAUGAUGACUACUACUUGGACGAGAUAGACUGGCUGGGUGAAUGGAACCGCCCCCAGGACGUGGGCCAAGGGUGGCGGGCGGCUGCGGAGGAGGACAUCGAGAGAGCGAGGACGGAGGGGGGGGGAGGGGUAUUCCGAGGGGCCUUCCCCUUCGACCGACAGACUUACCCGCAGCAAUUCGACGCGGAGAGGAGAGGGAAACGAGAGGGAGGGGGGAAGGGAGAAAGAGAUGGGCGCGAAGCCAUUUUGCGCAAGACUGGUGAGAGGGAGGAGCCUGCCGUCUGGUCGAACGUGGGAAGAGGGAAAAAGGGGAGGACGGGAGGUGGGAUUGGAGGGAGGAAGGGAAAAGUGGAGGAGGAAAGGGAAAAGGAGAGUUUUGCGUCGGACAUGGCGCGCUUGGAGGAGAGAGAGGAGUCUUUGAUGGUCUCCAGGGAGGUCUGGAGAAGGCGGAUUGCGGACGUGCUGCGAGCGGGGGAAGGUAUCGAUACAGGGAGGUUGAGCAAGGCUCGAGCACGCCUCCAAAUGGUGGACCGGGAGCUGGAGCAGAUCGACCGGGAGAGGCGAGCACUCAAUGGUUUGCAAGCGAGGGAGAGAGGGAGGAUGGAAGAGGGGUGGGGGGACGAGGAGGACGAGGAGGAGGUCGUGGCCGAGGGAGGGAGGGAGGAACGGGGGCAGUCGAAAGCACUGUAG
Nannochloropsis gaditana CCMP526 is the source of this 1235-nucleotide messenger RNA. RefSeq lists its product as uncharacterized. The transcript is spliced from 4 exons. The record is from RefSeq and is a predicted model, not a curated record. The coding region runs from base 135 to 1235 and encodes 366 amino acids.